This is a messenger RNA of Ostrea edulis (European flat oyster), 1014 nucleotides long. RefSeq lists its product as uncharacterized. Bases 1 to 1014 code for a protein of 337 amino acids. The transcript is spliced from 2 exons. NCBI's taxonomy places the organism in Eukaryota, Metazoa, Mollusca, Bivalvia, Ostreida, Ostreidae. The record is from RefSeq and is a predicted model, not a curated record.
AUGCAGACCCCCCGAUCGACUGUGACAAGCCAACAAAGACAGAGCAGGAGAGCAAUUACCAUACUUAAGAUUGGAAAAACGGCAGGGCCUGACGAGAUACCAGCGGAAACCAUUAAAGCUGAUACAGAGACAGCUGUUAACAUCUUGCACAACCUCUUCGAGAAGAUUUGGGAGGAAGAGAACAUCCCGGAGGACUGGAAAGAAGGCAUCCUCAUUAAGCUGCCAAAGAAGGGAAAUCUGAGGGACUGCAGUGACUACCGGGGAAUUAUGCUCCUGUCAGUGUCUGGGAAGGUCCUCAACAGGAUCCUUCUCGAGAGGAUGAAAGAGGCAGUGGACCCAAAGCUUCGUGACCAGCAGGCUGGUUUUAGACGCAACAGAUCAUGUGCUGACCAGAUAGCCAAUCUGCGCAUCAUCAUUGAACAAUCACUGGAGUGGAAGUACCCCUCUAUAUCAACUUCAUCGACUACGAGAAAACGUUCGACAGCGUGGACCACUACCACAUCAGACAGGAACAAUGGUAUACAGUGGACACUCCUGACACAACUCGACGAUCUCGACUUUGCCGAUGACCUGGCUCUCCUUUCGCACAAACAGUCAAAUAUGCAGAACAAAACAACUCACCUUGUUACAAUAUCAGCAGGAACGGGACUCAAGAUUAAUUUGAAGAAAACAGGAUUGAUGAAGAUCAACACCACUGUCCAAUUACCAGUCACAAUUGGUGGUGAACCCAUAAGAGAAGUUGAAUCUUUCAUCUACCUGGGGAGUGUGAUGGACAGACAGGGUGGCACAGAUCGUGACAUCAAAUCAAGAAUCGACAAGGCAGGAGCUGCGUUUACCAUGCUAAAGAACAUCUGGGCCUCAAAGAAUAUCCGCAUUACUACCAAACUGCGGAUCCUCAACUCUGGAUAUGACCUGGCACGACGCAGCAAAAACAGCCCAGAAUCGUGUUCGUUGGAGGACUGUCGUCGAUGGCCUAUGUUCCUCACGGAAGGAACUACAGGCCUAAGUAAGUAA